AUGCAAACCUUUAUGAAGAUACCGCUGGCUACUGUGUUAUGCGGGCGGCUCUUACUGCUGAUUACCUUGUGUUCUGCAAAUGACAACAACAGCAGCAAACCACGUGACAAGGUGAGUUUCUUUAAUCAAACAUUGUAAUAUAUAGUGUAAUAUAUGAGGAGUAAAAGUCAGUCAAUGGUACCUGAACUAUUAACCUGAAAGAACUUAGUGAGGUAGAAUGAAUAAACGGUGAUUUUUCAUUUAAGGAUGCUUGACUGAGGUUGAUUGAUUGACUUAAUCAAUUGAUCAUGAAUUUAUAACGGAAUCGAAUUUUUAAAUUUUUCAUUCAGAGUAUUCCUCAACACACUUCACCUUAUGGUUCCUGUUGUCAUGGUGGGUGUUUCUGUGCACCAGGAAUUCCAGGCAUCCCAGGAAGCCCUGGACCCGCGGGACCAGCAGGUGUUGCGGGAUCACCCGGUAAUCAUGGACCUGAAGGACCCAUGGGCCCACGAGGAAACAAAGGUGAUGAGGGAGCUCGUGGAAAACCGGGAGCACCAGGCGUCAAAGGAGUUAAAGGACCUGCAGGCCCGGCAGGUCCACGUGGGGACAAAGGUGAAGCAGGUUCAGCUGGUUCCCCUGGAAACAAGGGUGAUACAGGUGCUCGUGGAAAGCAAGGUCCCCCUGGUCCCAAGGGACCUCAAGGACCCUCAGGUUCAGCUGGUUCCCCUGGAAACAAGGGUGAUACAGGUGCUCGUGGAAGUCAAGGUCCCCCAGGUCCCAAGGGUGCUCCAGGAUCGUUUGGUCGUAAUUGGAAACAAUGCGUUUUUAAGAAUCUGAACGAUGGAAGGGACUCCGGAUUGAUAAAGGUAACAACUGAGUUAAAUUAAUAAGUCUGGUUAUGACCGAUUCAAAAACUCAUUGUUCAUUCAUGGUUUGAACUGCUUGCCAACUGCUACCUGAGUAAGUUCUUGCUCUGUCUUGGCUUUAAUAGUUAUUUCCAGUCCCCUAUUAAAUAUUUUAAAAAACUCAUAUUUUAAAUAACUCAUUAAGAAAAAAGCAAAAGAAACUAUGUUUAAUGAGUGUCUUUAUAUCUGAUAAAGACAAGGCUAAACUUUGUCCUAUUGUUUAGACCAAAAUGACCCCAAAUCUAAAUAUUAGUGCAAGAGUAAACAAUCUAUAUCAGAGAUUUUGAAGCCGUUCAAAAAACACGCAGUCGUGUAUUCUCACGUUUAAAACUCGAGGCGAGUCAUUUGAGAAAAAAAAAUGCGUGUUUCGGAACUUGUGCCAGCUAUCCAUGGAAUGGUACAAAAUGCAGGGAAAAGGUCCAAUUUAUCAGUUUAAAAUAUGUGUAUAUUAUAUGUCUGAAUUUGAGUGGAAUUCGCAGUGGCGUAGAGCCCUUAACGCAAAUACGCACGUGCGUACUUGAGAAAUUGGUAGGACUUUUUUAAAUAGAUUUUCUGUCAUAAUUUAAAGUCAUUUGUAGCGUCGUGGCUUGACUUUGUAUUGUGCAGAUUUGUUUCUGUCUGUCUCGUUGUUAUUCCGAAUUGUUUUUACACGGUAAAUACAACAGUUUGAGAGGUGGAAUGAGAGAAAUUCGAAACAUUCUUGAAAUGAUUGCCUCCAGGCGAUCCCACAAUACAUUGCGUAUUGAUGAAACACGGAAAAGAAUUUCGGUUCAACUCGCUGAUCUUUCUUCUUUUGGCCAUUUUAAAGGAAUGCAUUUUCAAGAAAACAUCCGAUACCACAGGGUUGCGAGUCUUCUGGAAUGGAAAUCUUCGUCUCUAUGGCUGCCAUGGAUGCUGCAGGAGAUGGUAUUUCACUCUCAACGGUGCAGAGUGUUCCACACCAGGUGCCAUUGACGGUGUAGUCUACAUGGAAAAUGGCGCGAAAAAGAACUUACACCGUCCACGUCACAUUGAGGGAGUCUGUGAGAAAAUUCGCAAGGGUACUGUUCGCGUGGGCUUCUGGGUCGGCAAUUGUGCUAGUUACGGAUCUGCUGAUGCUUACACAGGCUGGAACUCAGUGUCCCGGAUAUACGUGGAAGAAGUACCUCCCCCACAGGCUUAAUAACAGCAGAGCCAAAGUUUUUGUUUCACUUUGAACAAUAAUCAUGAACAGAGUAAUAUUUCGGGGGUAAUCAGUAAGCAAACUGAAGUAAAUUUUGAUUAUUAGAGCCAGGGGUUUACUUUUUCGCAUUAAAUCUCUUUUGAAAGUGCAGGGUUUCAAGCUUCAGAAGGUUACAUUACAUAUUACAAGAUAACAACAAUAUUUGAGCGACUCUUUGUUAUCUCAAUAAAUAAAAGGGCUUUAAAAUAAAUAAAUUGCGUGAAAUAUGACUUUACUACCCUUCCCGACCUUUAUUUUCCCUUUGUUAUCUUCUUCCUGAUUCAGUUUGGUUUAUCAUUUAAGAUUAUUUUUCUGUGCAUAUUUUUUACAAUAAAGUAACAGAAGUCAGCAUCAAAUUCAGAGAGAGAAGUUAUCUUCAGCUGAAGGUACCAAAAAAGGGGCACUCAAUGACCGACCCUGUUUGGUAAAUUUGGAGGUUCCCUAAAUACUAUUUAUCUGUUUGGAUGUCUUAGGGGAAGUUUAAUCGUCUCAAAAGUUUGAGAUGGCGUUUUCGUCUCAUCUGCUCUGAAACUGUUAGCUACCCUGAUGGGGCCGAUCGUAAAUUUGAGGACAUGGAGUAGCCGCACCUUAAAUAGAAGAUUCUACUGCGGAACGUUCUGAAUUUUUACCGAAAUAUUUGGAAGACCUUCUUAAACAAUAAUCGUGCGCAAUAUCUUGGUAAUAAAAUGUGAAAAACGCAAACUCCCAAAUUGAAAAAAUCGUAUGAAACCGAACAUUUUAGAGGAAUUUAACUUUUAUCCACAAAAUUCUAGCCUUUCCCGAGCUUGAGAAAGAUUUCGAGGCAUUAUUUUCUCUUUCGAACCGAAAUUUGGCUCGAAUUUCAUUUUGAAAGUGCGGCCGUGGGACUGUUGUUCUAAAAUGCUACUGAUAAUUUUACGCGUAAAGAGCUAAAACUGAGCUCGUCUGAAGAACUAAGGUUACGGAAAUAAGACCGCGAUAAUAUAACGCUGAAUUCAGAACACUAAAAGUUUAGUCACAGCCACUUCGCCGCGGAUGCCAAACCUUCACUCAGGAAAUCAAAUUGUUGCUUGACCUUAUUCGCUUAAUGAGGGAAAAAUUUGACUGUCAAGGAUUUUUUGCCCGAUGUGGUAACAUUUGAGUCUUAAGGUAAAUUUAUUCCUUUGUUUGGGAAAAAGAAAAGUGUUUGAUCAGAGAUCAAAACGUUUGACUUAUUGAAGUAAUAUUGGAUCGGUAACUUUUGCGCAUUCCCGAACCUUAAAUGCUACAAUUUAGCAUCUGGAACACUGGAACUGCAGCCUGAUAGUCCCGCCCUUAAAAACGGAUGUUUGGGUCUUUUUGGCUAAGCAGAAGAGCUUCCUUUUGGCUUGACAGAAAACGGCUUGGCUAGCAUCAAAAGAGAUGUUUCAGCAAAAUUCCCAAUUGCAAAUGGGUUAAUAAUAAAAAAUAAUGCUGAUGACGAUGAUGAAGAUAAUGAUGAUAAUAACAAUCGAAAAAGGAGAAGCUUAUCAUUUAGUUCCGAAGUCCAUUUUAUUGCUGAAUAUACGGGUAAUUUGGAAGGUGAACACUGCUGUGGAUUUAGUUUAAUCUUUUGAACUCAAUAAUGAUGGUCAAUAGUGCUCAAAAUCAAUUUUCUCCUAACGAUAUCCAUAGACUAUCGUGAGCAAAGUCUAUGAAAAUUAACAAAAUGAUCACAAAGAGAAAAAUAUUUGAUCUUUUACCAAAUUCUCUCAACUAAUUCUUCAAGGAAAUGUAUGGAUAUCAGUUUGGAGAAUUUGUAUGUGGAUAUUGGGACUUAAAGGGUUAAGAAAUACAUUUGUAUCAAGGUCUUUAGUUAAACUGGGAAUUUACUUUUCCAGAAAGUUUCCAUGACCAUCCAUUAGGCCACAAGGAUUAUACCUGAAAAGUUAUACAUCAGGCCUCAGUUGUUCAAAAGUUGGAUAGCGCUAUCCACCGAAUAAAUCACUAUCAAACGAAUAAGUGUUAGGGAAACCAAUUGCGCUAUUCAGUGGAUAGAGAUUUAUCCAGUGGAUAGCGUUAUCCACCUUUUGAACAACUGGGGCCUGUACUUUUAGUAGUGUUACAAAGACUAUUGAGGAAGAGAAUGGACCAUAGGAAUAAGUUUAAAAAUAAAGCCAGGGUCAUUAAAUAAAGAAUUCCUCUCACUCUCUUUACCUCAUGAGGUAAUAUUAUGAGGAACAUACAGUUAAAGUAAAUGUUAAAAUUGGUUACAAAAGUUGUUCAAUACUAUGCUACAUCUGCUGCUAAGGAAUAGAUAGAUAUAUAAAUUAUGUUAAAUACACAAAUCAUGCUAAUAUGCAUCUUGUUCUAUACUCGCUGCAUUGCUAUUUCAAAUGAUGAAGUUACUUCUUCUUUUUGCCACCUCCCUUCUUGUUGGGUGGCUUGUUUUUACCUCUCAUUGCAGCAAGCUUCACUACUUUUAGUGGUUUGGACUGCUUGCCAACUGCUACCUUAGUAAGCUCUUGCUCCCUAUUGGCUUUAACAGUUACUUCCAAAAAAGCAACAGAAAUUAAUGUUUAAUGAGUGUCUUUAUAUCUGAUAAAGACACGACUAAACUUUACGUCCAAUUUUUUAAGCCAAAAUAACCCUAAAUCUAAAUAUUAGUGCAAGAAUGAGUUGAUCUGUAUCAGUUUUUGAAGCCGUUCGAAAAACUCGCAGUCGUGUAUUAGCAGGUUGAAAAGUUCUUGGCUUCGCCUCGAGUUUUUAAACCUGAUAAUACACUGCUGCUCUCUUUUUAAACAGUUCACAUCAAAUUAUGAAAUAUUAAAAGUUAAAGUGAGAGAGGUCUUUCCAAAUAUUGAUUUUUUUCAUCUCAUACAGUUGUAGCUGCAUGAUUGGGGCCAAAAGGUAGCAUAUUUUCUUGAAAAAAUAAAAGUGUGCUUAUUAACAUCGCCACACCCGAGUGGAAUGAAUAUGAAGAGGAGGUUAACUGCUCCCCACAAAAUGAGCCUGCGACCCGAAGGGUGAGGGGGAAAUACAGUAAGGUGUGUGUUAUUACCUUGAUUACAGCUCUAGUGCUAUUAAAGUCAUUAAAAACCUACGAUACGUUUGCAGUUAUUCUGGAUAGAUACAUUACGUAAUGUAGUACAUGUUUUGGAAGUACUUCAGUAGUUUAUAAAAGUAAUAGCAGCCCCUCCACUCCUCAUAGUGGGGAAAUCCGAAUGUCACAAAAAAAAAACAUUUGAUUUCAUUAUAAGAUGAUGUCAGACCAAGAGAAAGGAUUUCCUUCAAUGCCUUCAAUGCCUAUACACUUUAAACGUCAGUUUUUAGUUUCAAAUCCCUAAUAAGUAUUAGGAAAACCAACUACGUCAUCCACUGGAUAGAUACUUAUCCAGUACCAUAACGUUGUCCCCCUUUUGUAACUACUGCGACCUGAACCUUUCAAGAUUACAUACCGCCGAAAGUACAAUUCCAUCAAGAACAUUAUUUUUAUUUAGGUAAAGAGCAAUCAGGGGACACCUUUUGACCAAUUGUUAUCUAAAAAACUUGUUUGAUGGAUUUGAGAUAAAUAAACAGCACCUUAGUUGCAGUGAGUGUUUCAACUAGCUGGCGUUCUAGCAAUUGAAUUGUAAAAGCAGUCAGCAGCCUCCACCUAUUGUUUUAAUUCGACUGAUCCAGGAUGAUACUAUGAGAUUAAGAGCAAGAUUUACAUAGCAACAAUACUUACCUCUGAAGAAGAAAGCUGUUUCUUUUAAUUUGAAAAGUAGAGCUGAAUAUCUCUGUCGAUCCAGAAAGACAAAUUUCGGGGAAGGGAAUUGUCAUAACAAAAACACCGUGCCCGUACGUGGAAAAUUAAAGUUAAGCCCUUCAAUUGGGUGUGGCUCCAGCUUGAUUUGACCACUAACUCGUCCCCAGUCAUCUCUUAUUAUUUUGUAAGCGGUCAAGGAACGGUUGCGGGAGACUAUUAGACACUGGUACGAAGGGGACGAUGGGAAGGUGAAAGGGGAAAGGAAGUCUCUUUCCUCCUUCCCAUCACCCCCCUCACUUCCCUUCACCGCACUUCUCUCGUUAAUAUUAAUAGGAGACUGAGAGACAACUGGAAACGAGUCAGGAUUUGACCCCAAUACUCCAACACUAUGACGGCAUUUGCUACUUUUAUAUAGCUUAAUCUUUAUGCACAACCCUCAGCAAUUUUUUAUGGGUUAAAAAUAAUCGCAUCGAAUCAGACCAAAAUCUGAAAUUUCUUCUCUCAAAGUGACGACGAGCAUCACCUUCAUUUUCAUAUGGGAAUCCGGCAUAUAAACAAUUACUAAAAAAUUACAUCGAUUCGAGAUUCUUUCUGCCUUGAAACUUUCGCGCACCGGCUCUAUUAGGCUGCCUCCUCGCAUCCUCGCGUCUUCGCGACGUUGUUCGUUGGCAGUAACUUAUUUCUACUUACAGUGGACUCCGAUAACUCGAACCCUCAAGGGAAAACGAGUUUUCGGGAGCUCGAAGAAAAUAUCCGGUAGUAAGGAAAAGAACAGUUUUUACGGCACAGUAACCAUUUAAUCACGUUUACUUGUAGAAAUGUCAAAUGAAAAUUGAAAGAUUCUUCAUGAUUAUAAAUCAGAAUGUAACGUAACAAAUAGCCUAAUUAGAGAAUGCGUUUUACUGUUUUGAGAAGUAAAGCUGUUUCACGUUAGAUUUGUGGCAAACAACAUCAGCCUCCACUAGUAAACUAUAAUAUGCCUACAACACGUCAAUGGGAAAUUCAAAAUUCAAUGUUUCGGACGCCAUUAGACUUUUUUCCCCGACUUUUUGAGGUUUUAAGGGCUCAAAACUCCAUGGUUCGAGUUAUCGAGGGUAAAAUUACAUAGAAAUGCCCCUCAGGGGAAACAAAAACUACUUCGAGUUAGCGGGAGAUUCGAGUUUCCGAGGGUAAAAUUACAGUAAAUACAUGACGAAAAUCCAGGGGGAAUCUAUUUUGGUUCGAGAUAGCGCGAGGUUCGAGUUAUCGGGAGUGAACUGUAUUCCUUCCUGGGCGUGAGUAGCGCGACUGAGUUCGGCAUGCAAGGCAGUAGCUGACUACAUUUGAAACACACUCCAAGCAGUGGAAUGCCUAAGUGUAAGAUCGCGAGGAAAUACGAGUUGAACCAAAAUUAAGGGAAAUCAGUUUUUUUACCUAAUUUACUACCGUACAUAAACACCUAAGGUUCAUUUCGUUUCUAGUAGCUUCUAGUCUCGACUCCUUUGACAGUGUCUGAUCACAAGUAUCGAUCAUACAAUCAAUACAAUUAAGCUAAUUGUCAGCGAAGUUUCUUUGUAAUUAUAAAUCAUUAAAAAUUUCACUGUUAAUAUUAUAAUGGAACUAUAUUUUUAACAAAUUCAUGCUUGAAUCAGACGUUUAAGAGUUAGAUGGAUUUUUUUAAGAUGGAGGAACUGGAUAUCAGUUUCGGUUAAUGGUCAAUAGAGUAGGGUCCUAUAAUAUCACCUCAAAGCUCAAGAUUUCAAUUGAAUUUGUCAAAUUGAAAGUACAGUCUUUAUUUUGAGCACUGGACCAGACUCUGGUCGGCUAAAAGAGCAGGGGCACCCAACGAGAAUAUAGUUCAAAACCACUUAAACAUAGCAUUGUUAAACGUAUUUUAGUAUUUAAACGGUAGAUAUAGGCAUAUUUACAUCCCCUAAAAAUUUUUCAUCUGUUCGGAUUUUCUAGCUGAAAGUCUAGUGAUCCGAAAAUUAUAGGGAUCAAAACUUACCUUUUCGAAAAUUUCAGCCAGAAAAAAGGCUCCCGAAAAUUCUAGGUGACCUUUUUAGGGUAAAAACCCGUUAAAAAUAGGCAAUUAUACCAUUUUUUAGAUGUUCGAAAAUCCUAGGAGAGACGGGCAAGCAAGAAAUUUUACAACAAAUGUUUAGAAAAUUCUAGAUCUCAAAUCGUCUUCCGAACAGAUAUUCUUCCGAAAAUUGUCGUUGGGUGCCCCUGAAAGAGGUCCACACUUUAGUAUCAAAGAUAGAAGCAGACAUCCUGUAGGCAAGAGAAAUAUUUCCGCCAAGACAGUUUCAUUUUUCUAGUACGUAGUCGAAAGGUGCUAUUUAUUACGCAACCUAUUGCCUACAGUGUAUGUUACUGGAAUGCAAAUUUUACAUCAGUACUUCAAAGUAAACAAUUCAAGCAACACGCUCAAUUUUCAAACAAACAGACCAUGACAAUGAUUUCCGCAUCCGAUUUUUUGAGUGAAUGUUUUAGUAAAAUGCGAAAACUUCGCACAAAGCCGGGCUCAACUACCUCGCGACUCAUUCAUGUUAUGCCUUGUAUCCGUGACUAUCUUAGAAGAUGACAUUUUCAAAACUCAGUAAAGAGGAAGACCGAACACAGCAUCGCGUUUUGAAUUUUUUUUAGACGGCUUUAAGUGAAGAACUGGCCAUGUUUACAUUGAGAAUACUAUAGACCCAUGCACUAAAGCACUCGUGACAGGCAGAGACGACAAUUUAUUACACAAGUAUACUGGCUGGUCUAAAGUCUAAGAAAGGGUCCUGUUUGAAAUUGUUAGUAUCGUUUUUAAGUUACUUGAACUUGUGUUUCGCGCUAACAGAAAACAAACUUGCCGUAACUGACGAGUGAAUGCGUAGAAGAGCGCAUUUCACUGGCGUCAGAAAAAGAAAAACACAUAUUGAAUAAUCCAAAUAUACUAUGUACAAUCCAGUUCAGGCGUAGUCGUAAAACUUGGACUUCUCUCAGAAUUGCAUUCUUCAUGAUAUAAUAAAGCUUCUAUAAAACAGAAAUCGAUCAAAGAAAAAAAAAAUUCCCUCAUCACCCACCCCACCCGUUACCCCACCUUUGCUUCUGACUGCCCCACCCUCCCUUCCCUAGCCCAAUUACUCUUCUAAAACCUCUCUUUCCUUAUUUAUACAUGCAAAGAAAACAAAGUGGAAAUUUCUCUUCACUGGAAUCGCGAUUUUUCAAACCACUUUGUAUGGGAAAGGAAAUUUGUUCCAGUUAUCGGCAUUUUGAAGAUCGGUGGUAAACAGUGUUUGGCUGGUGAAGGGAAGCUAGGUUUGCUUCAAAAUAUGGGGAAUUUCAAGACUCCGAGAGUUCGAGAAUCGUGAUUCUAUUGUACUUUACCGAUCGCUCUGAACAACAGUAAAGCAAGAUGGCUUGAAAGAAUCCUUGUUCCGUUCAACAAGAAGUUGCAUAAUAGGUUAAUUCCUCUCAGCUCACGCUGACUCAUAAAUUGUCUCCUAGAAGACGAAACCUUGAUAAAUGGCCGGAUAUUUGGAGGGUAUGUAUUCAAUAGUUUUAUCAUGUUAAAACUUGGACGGAGGCUAAAAUGUCGGUUCUUUUCUAGUUUAACUACAAAUUUCUCAAUGCAAUCGCAUAGAAACCAGGAGCUCCUAUCGACUGUUUUUUGUGAAUUAUCUGUUCGGAGAAGCAAAUAUUGCCUAGAAUUUUCUAUUACUUGAGGGCUGGACGGCUAACACUUUCUAGAUGACCAUUUCACUCAUAUAUAUAUAUUUCGAAACUUAGCUAAUAAAUUCGCUACGAUUUUCUAAAGUUUAAUUUUCACAUUUCACUUCCAAAGUUAUGCCAUUUUUCGCGGAGAAAAGGAAACCUAAAAUUUUCGGACUCAAAAAUUCAAAGGGGAGCUUGAGAAAUCAGAAAAUGUCUCACUUUCGUAAUACGUCAAACUGCAUCUAAGAUUUUCGGGAAAUUAAUGCUUAAUCCCCUGCAAUUUCGAAAAUACACAAGUUCCCCUAGGGUGACCGAACAGAUUUAAAUUUUAUAACGGCACUUAGAAAUCAUUUCUAGACAUCUAAAAGCACUCUGGAUUGCCUAAAAAGUGUUAUCAAUGUAUUUAGGAGAAAACCGUCCGUUGGGUGCCCGUGAGAAACCGCAUUCGCAUCAGUUGCGGAUUCCUUUCAAUAUCAUUUCGAUUUUACACUUUCAAUUUUAAACUUCGGAAUACAAAAAUGUACAAUUUCAUAGUACAUAUCAAUCAGGAAGUUGAUCAUGUGUCCAAGCAAAGAUAAAAUAGAAAUAAAAUACUGAAAAGUGUCAUUAAAAACUGAACUAUUAAAUAUAACCCAGUUUCCAAAACUCGACGAAUAGCGACAAAGAAUCUCUGAUCGGGAAUAGAAAUUAAAGUGAUCGAUCGAUACAAAAGAGCCACGCGUCAUAAAAUCUAUCCAUUUUCGCAGUCUUUUUCCCUCAGCUUUACUCACGCCAUCAUCCCAAUACAUAUGCGUUCUUAACCAAGAAGAGGUACGUAAGCAGGUAAGACGAAAAAUAAACUGGUCAGAAUCUGAAGAAAUAUUAAAAGAAAAAUCGUCCAAAAACAAGGACAGCAAAUAUAUAUCAUCGAGCUCGAAAAAUCUUCAAUAGAUGGGUUGUUAAAGAGAGAUUUCGGGUUACGUGUGACUUAUGAAGCAGAUCUUGAGUGAGAGCGAACGUGUAAUAAGAUUUAGAAGUCUUAGAAGUUCCACGACUUUCGCAUCUUUCAUUUCGUUUUCACAUCGUCAGUAUGAAAAGUGUUUUCACCCAUUAAUUUGCGACGCCAUAUGAAAAUUCAGAAAGAUAUUAAAUUUAAUAAUCUCCCAGAGAAUUCGUCCUCCGGUCUUAAAGAGACCCGACGAGAGUGCAGUAUCAGUGUUAAUUAAGAAACUAAAUAUUACAAAAACAGGGACUCCAGUUUUCUUCUGUUUUUUCCAAGUCCGAGGUAAUAGAUCCAUGAUUACCCUUCAUGUAUGCUGUGGCUCGCAGUAAAAGAUGCCAUUUUAUUGGAUGAAUCACUGACUGACAAAAAACACUACAGCCAAUAGCAUUGCUCGUUGGAACAUAGGUAUACAAUGUCCUCUUAACUUGUUCCUGCGAGCACAGAAUGAUGAUGCAUGAAUAUCACAAAAUAGUCGGGAAAACGAAGACAAGACAAGAAUUAAGGCUUAAAAACAAAAAUAGGGUAGGUUUGUAUAUUUUUACUUAACCGUGGAUUCUUUAAAAGAUACGUUACGUAUUCAUAGUAAUCACAAUUUUCCUAUUUCCCUUACUCUGCAUUCCUUUGAUUUGUCCACUGAGACAACUGCGGUGCAACUGGAAAUCUUAGAGGUAAGUUGUAUGCCUCAUAAUAAAUUAAACCGUGUCUGUGCGAGGUUUUGAAAAACAUCUCCGUCGACUUUUUUAGAAAAUGUUUUAGAAAUGAACUCGUCAAAAGGCGAAUAUUAUAAGAAUGGUCAAUUCUUCUAAAACUGAUUAAUCGUCCCAAAAUUAAGCGUCUUGCAGUCUGAUAAUAAUUUAGCCUCUCGUUGUAUUAGCUUCACUCUCUAGAGUGAAUUCAGUUAAAAAUCCUUAACUUGAACAGUGCUGCACACUUUACACUUUUCGGAUUUUUCAAAUUAGUGAUUUAAAGCUUGCUACCGUGUGUUAAUCAUUCAACAUAUAUAUGAUGUUCAGUCUAUCAAAAAAGCGUAGCAGUAGUUCUUUUUGAGUUGUGCCAAAAAUCUAAAAAGAAUUCUUCAGAACUGACUGAGCUAAUUCAAGGAGUCAAAAGUGUCAGAGUUAAGAUUUAAAAAAAGAGAGAAAGAAACAAGGAUAUAUUUCGGGAAUUUCACUGUCUGUGCCAGUUAAAACCCCCUCAACACAAGAACCUGUUUAGCCUAAAAUUUAAAACAGGUUCUUAUUUAAAAAUGUUUUAAAAAAAUUUUGUACGCUCGGAAAAUAAAAAAGUCAACAUUCAGGAUCCCGUUUGGAGACAUAGGUGAUUUAUCAAUCCAACUGGAAUGUAUUGGUAUGCCGGUGAUUUCAUGAAGGAUAAGCUGAACACAACUAAAUACUCUUUUUUUUAGCUACAAUGUAGUUAUUUCCAUUUAUGUAAGAACCUGUUUUGGCUAAUUUGGGAAAACGCAGCUUCUUAGUCGCGGUUUUUACUGAAUAGCCUCUAAAGCGUCUUCAGAACAGUUACACUGAUAAAUACUUUGAUUGGCAAAUCUGUCGCAUGCAAAAUAGUUUUCCAAAAAUUAUAUUUGCUGAUAUUAUUAAAUUGUCACGUCAGUGCCCUCAGUUCAAACUUGGUUCAACGUGUAUCUCAAAGGAAGUUUACAUAGUUCGCAUCAUUGGCCGGUUUUCAAAAUAAUUGCUUAACGUCAACUCGUUUUAACUUGCAACUUAAAUAAAACAAAAGAAGUACAUGACUCUUUUCAAUUCGUCGAUUAAGACCGACUGAUUUACAUGUAACCAAUAAGAAUACUUCUAGUAACUUACAUUUAACAAUCUUUCAAACUUGUCCCAAACACGUUUUUACGUAAACUUGGUCUAAAUAGGGCAUAAAAACCUUCGUACUGGUGAAAAAAUUAUCAUUCCUCUUCGGAUCAGUACAGUCGUUCAUACAAGCAAGGUAGGACUUGAGUCAAUGUUCCCAACAAUCUUUCAUAUCAAACUAAUAUACUCAGUUUAAUUAAACAAUAGCUUGGAGUUCUUUUCACGUGGUUUUAAUUUGAACUAUUUCUUUUCACGAAAUAUUUAAAUGUAACGGGCUUACUGCUACUAGUUUUGUUUAGUUGUGCUUAAAUCUUAAACGAACGCUUUAACGAAAUGUCCAAAAGUUUUAAGAGUCCGUGUAAGUCCCAUAUAUAAUUGCAAGGGCAUAGUAUUGUUUUCAAGUAAUGCUAAAAGCUGACCUGAAAUUGAUGAAUGAAACCCGACGAAACUGAUAUUUUUUCUCCAAGACAAAUAGUAACUUCGCCACAGAUCAUCAAUUCGCGUUGCUUGUUAUCUGCAUUUUCAAUUUUUUUUUUUUAGCAAAUCAUUGAAACCGAUGCCUUUUUAAAGAUAUUCGGCCAUAAUUUUGAGCGUACUCCUGUUUUCACAGGUUUCCUCAUCAUGCAAACCUUUAUAAAGAUACCGCUGGCUAUUGUGUUAUGCGGGCUGCUCUUACUGCUGAUUACCUUGUGUUCCGCAAAUGACAACAACAGCAGCAAGCCACGUGACAAGGUGAGUUUGUUUAAUCAAACAUUGUAAUAUAUAGCUUUAAUAUAUGAGAAGUGAAAGUCAGUCAAUGGUACCUGAACUAUUAACCUGAAAGAAGUUAGUGAGGUAGAAUGAAUGAACGGUGAGUUUUUAUUUAAGGAUACUUGACUAUUAAAGGUUAAUUGAUUGACUUAAUCAAUUGAUCAUGAAUUUUUAAAUUUUUCAUUUAGAGUAUUCCUCAACAGACUUCAUCUUAUGGUUCCUGUGGUCAUGGUGGGUGUUUCUGUGCACCAGGAAUUCCAGGCAUCCCAGGAAGCCCUGGACCCGCGGGACCAGCAGGUGUCGCGGGAUCACCCGGUAAUCAUGGACCUGAAGGACCCAUGGGCCCACGAGGAAACAAAGGUGAUGAAGGAGCUCGUGGAAGACCGGGAGCACCAGGCGUCAAAGGAGAUAAAGGACCUGCAGGCCCGGCAGGUCCACGUGGGGACAAAGGUGAAGCAGGUUCAGCUGGUUCCCCUGGAAACAAGGGUGAUACAGGUGCUCGUGGAAGUCAAGGUCCCCUAGGUCCAAAGGGUGCUCCAGGAUCAUUUGGUCGUAAUUGGAAACACUGCGUUUUUAAGAAUCUGAAUGAUGGAAGGGACUCUGGAUUGAUUAAGGUAACUGCUGAGUUGGUUGUGCUAGUUUCUAUAAAUCAAACCAAAGCAAAAUAAGAAGUCUGGCUUUGAAAUUUGCCUAAUUACUUGUAACGCUCAUUGGUUAAGUUCUUUCAGGAAAAGAUGCGUGUUUCUAAACUUGUACGAGAUAUACUAUUCAUGGAAUGAUACGAAAUGCAGUAAAAAAGGUCCAAGUUCAAGAUCAGUUUGAGAUAUACGUAUAUCUUUUGGUCUGAAUUUGAGUGAAAUACGUCAUGGCCUUCUAUACUACUUAAUUGUUCCGAGGUCUAAGCUAUCUACUACAGUUAAGGGUAAAAUCAUUACAAAACUAGAUUAACCAGCUAUAACCCAGUAAAGAGUGAGAGGAGUUCCAGCAAUCCUCUUUGCAAAAAUGAGUUUGCUUGUUGAUCCAUGGUUAAAAUGUUUCCAGGGAGAAAUUUCUUACUGAUACAGCGAGUGAUAUACACGGCUUUCAGAUCCGUUUUUCCUGACUGUCAUGAAUCAAUUAAACGGGCAUGUUUAAUUUCGGUUCACCUAGUUCAGAUCUUUCUUCUUCUGACGAUUUUAAAGGAAUGCAUUUUCAAGAAAACAUCAGAUACCACUGGAUUGCGGGUCUUCUGGAAUGGAAAUCUUCGUCUCCAUAACUGCCAUGAUUGCUGCAGGAGAUGGUAUUUCACUUUCAACGGUGCUGAGUGUUCAGCACCAGCAGCCAUUGACGGUAUAGUCUACAUGGUAUAUGGAAACAGCGCCAAAAAGAAUUUGCACCGUGUGCGUCACAUCGAAGGAGUCUGUGAGAAAAUCCACAAGGGUCCUGUUCGCGUGGGAUUCUGGGUGGGCAAUUGUGCUGGUUACGGAUCUGCUGAUGCUCAGACAGGCUGGAACUCAGUAUCCCGGAUAUACGUGGAAGAAGUACCUCCCCCACAGGCUUAA
This is a messenger RNA of Porites lobata, 14541 nucleotides long. The record is from the annotation of a GenBank genome assembly. NCBI's taxonomy places the organism in Eukaryota, Metazoa, Cnidaria, Anthozoa, Scleractinia, Poritidae.